AGACCGUUUACACGUGCAACUAUCUAUGUUGCUGACUUCGAUGGACACACACAAAUUUUGGAUUUUCUCAAUAAUAAACAAGGGAAGAAAGCGAGAAUUAAAAGAAGAAGAUUUAUAUGAAACUUCAAAAUAUCAUACUUCGGAAUAUCUUGGGGACCAACUUCAGAAAGAGUGGAACAAGGAAUUUCAGAAGAGAAAUCCAAGCAUACUAAGAGCUGUAUUGAGAUUUCUUGGAUGGAAAUACUUGAUAAUAUUUUUACUUGUACUCUUUCAGGAAACAGUGUUAGUUGCAGGCCAAGUAUACUUUUUGGGACAAACAAUACAUUGUUUGGACAACAGACAAAAAUUUAAUCUAUACAACAUUAAUGUAACACUUGCAGGAUUUUUUAGCUUUACUGCGAUUUCUCUGUUGUUAUAUAACACAACUUUCUACAUGGCAGAUUUAUAUGGUAUGAAAUUAAAGAUAGCUUUCUGCAGUGUUAUAUAUAGGAAGGCAAUUAAGUUAAGUUCAUCUUCUCUAGAAACAUCUAAUAUAGGACAAAUGGUGAAUCUGCUAGCAUCUGAUGUCAGCAAAUUUCAAAAUCAUGUUGUAUGCUUUCCAUAUUUAUUUACAAAUCCAUUCUUGAUCAUUGUUACCAUAACAAUGUUGUGGAAAUAUUAUGGAUGGACUAUUUUAGUAGGAUACUUGGCCAUAUUUCUCUUUAUUCCGAUACAAAUUGCUUCGAGCAAAGUAUAUUCAAAAUUAAGAUUACAAGCAGCUAUAUUGGGAGACGAAAGAUUGAACCUGUUGAACGAGAUGAUUGCUGGUAUGAGAUUAAUUAAGAUGUACACCUGGGAAAUGCCGUAUGCUGCGUUAAUAGAGAAAAUCAGAGAAAGAGAAAUGAAGAAAGUUCGAAUGUUUUUGUAUACAAGAGAGAUAACAUUAAUAUUGGCAUAUCCGAUGACAAAAUUAUUUUCUUCCCUCACAUACCUUGCAUUCUUUUUAAAUGGUGGUCAAUUAAAUGCCGAAAUUAUAUUUGUCACUAUGGCAUUUUCCUUUCAUAUGUACACUAAAACUCUUAAGUUAUUUUCUCUAGCACUGAAUAUAGUGGCAGAAAUUUUGGUUUCGUUGAAAAGAUUUCAGGAUUUUCUCCUCCUUCAAGAAAAAGACAGCAAUGCAGUGAAAAUUGUAGACGAAGGAGAAAAUUUAACCGAAUAUGGAAUAUGGAUAAAUAAUGUUACAGCUGCAUGGAAUAAAGAGUCGGAGCCAUCAUUGAAUCAGAUUUCGUUCGCCAUGAAGACUGGAGAACGGUUAAUUGUUGUAGGUCCUGUUGGAUCAGGAAAGACGUCUUUGUUAAUGACGAUGUUGGGAGAGAUUCCAAUCACUUUCGGUGAAGUGUCGGUGAAAGGAAAGAUCGCUUACGCUUCUCAAGAACCUUGGGUAUUUAACGCAACAAUCAAAGAAAAUAUCUUGUUUGGAGAAAAAUAUCAGGAAGACAAAUAUCGAAAAAUCUUGCAUAUAACGGCCCUAGAAAAGGAUAUCAGCUUAUUUCCUAAAGGAGAUCUGACUGUUGUAGGAGAAAGAGGAGUGAUAAUGAGCGGUGGGCAAAAGGCAAGAAUUAAUUUAGCAAGAGCACUGUAUCUGGAUGCCGAUAUUUUUCUCCUUGACGAUCCAUUAAGUGCUGUUGACGUUCCGGUGGCAAAACAUAUAUUCGAAAAAUGUAUAACGGAAUAUUUGAAAGACAAGAUUUGCGUUCUCGUUACACAUCAAACACAAUUUUUAAACUCUUCGAGUAAAAUUUUAGUAUUAAACAAGGGAAGAUGUGAAUUAAUUGGGAAUUACAACGAGAUGAAAAAUUUAGAAAUGCUUAAAGGAAUAAUAUCAAAUCAGGAAAUCGCUGAAAAUAGCAUUGACUUAGAAAGUGUACUUUUCGAAGAUAAUGAAAUAAUUGAUAAUACUCAAUUUACUAUCUUUGAUACGAACAACGGCGAUGAGGAUGCUGAAAAUAAGCAAACCCCACGUGAUGAUGAUGAACAAGGAGAAGUCAAAAUUUUAGUUUAUAAAGCAUACGUCAAUGCAGGAGCGGGUGUUCUCUUCAAGAUUAUUAUAUUAAUAAUGCUAGUUGUAUCUCAAUCCUUUAUAAGUGCCAGUGACUAUUGGAUCAUCAAAUGGCUACAAGAUAGAAGAAUUUAUAGCCAAAGUAAGAAGGAAAUAGAAAGUAUAACAUCUAACACAACAGUCUCUAACCAUAUUGAAGGCAGAAAUUUUCAACAGAGUGACGAAUUCAACGUAUAUGUCUAUUUUGGAUUGAUAUGUGCAGUGUGUUUCACCAUGUUACCCACGGGUUCACUAUUAUUGAAAUUCUUUACAGCUGCAUCUACCAAAAUUCAUAACAAUAUGUUCCGUUGUAUUAUUCGAACUCCAAUAUCAUUUUUGGACAAUAAUCCUGUAGGAAAAGUGCUAAAUCGAUUUUCUAAAGAUGUUAAUAACAUGGAUGAUGCCUUACCUUCUCUUUGUUACUUCACAAUAUCAGGAUUCUCACUUGUAGUUGGAAUGUGUGUCAUUCAAGCAAUCCUUUGUCCUUACGUACUCAUACUGAUAUCUGUUCUUUCAAUUUUAUUUUACGCAUUUUGGUCAGUGUUUAGCCGAGUAAUAAAAAGCAUUAAAUAUAUAGAAGGGAAAUCGAGGAGUCCAGUAUUCUCUCAUCUCAGUGUAUCUCUUUACGGACUUACAACCAUUAGGGCUUUCCAUGCAGAAAGUAAAUUUAAAUCUAUGUUUAAUAUGUAUCUGGAUAAGCAUACUGCAGCAUGGUUUUUUUUCGUGGGUUUAAGUCGAUGGAUGACCUUAUACGGUCAAAUUGUUUGUUUUAUAAAUCUAAUUAUCACUGUUAUUAUUUUCUGUAUUUUAAUUAAUGCAGAUGAUGCAGGAAGCCAAAUUGGACUUGUUCUCAACUACGGCUUACUACUAAUUUUUCAUUUUCAAAACGUUAUUAGAUUCGGAUCUGAUGCUAAAUUUCAGAUGAACUCUGUUAAACGCAUACUGAACUACAGCAAGUUAAAAUCGGAAGCUUCGUACGAAAGUUUGCCUAAUAAACGGCCACCCUCAGACUGGCCACAAAGAGGAGAAAUUAAUUUUGAUAAUGUUUCUUUACAAUAUUCCAAGGAUAAAAAUAUUGUUUUAAAAAACAUAACAUUUCGUGUUCGCUCGGGAGAAAAGAUAGGAAUUGUUGGGAGAACAGGAGCAGGAAAGAGUUCUAUAAUUGCUUCGUUAUUUCGCAUGACGGAGCCAACGGGAACAAUUACCAUCGAUGGAAUUGACACUAAGGAAAUAGGUCUUCGGGAUCUACGUAGUAAAAUAUCCAUCAUUCCUCAAGAUCCGAUGUUAUUUACCGGUCCUCUUCGAAGAAACAUAGAUCCUUUCGAUGAAUAUUCAGAAGAAAUGCUGUGGCAAACCUUAGAACAGGUACAAUUAAAAGAAGUCAUCAAUAAAUUGCCUGGGGGAUUGGAUACACAUUUAUCAGAAGGAGGACGAAAUUUCAGCGUGGGAGAAAGACAGUUAAUUUGUCUAGCCAGAACGAUUCUUCGUAAGAAUAAAGUUCUUGUCAUGGACGAAGCAACGUCCAAUAUUGAUAAAAGGUUAGAA
Molecule: messenger RNA, 3622 nt
Organism: Centruroides sculpturatus (bark scorpion)
Lineage: Eukaryota; Metazoa; Arthropoda; Arachnida; Scorpiones; Buthidae
Product: multidrug resistance-associated protein 4-like
Exons: 25
Biological process (GO): transmembrane transport
Cellular component (GO): membrane
Molecular function (GO): ATP binding; ABC-type transporter activity; ATP hydrolysis activity
Source: RefSeq, a predicted model, not a curated record